Messenger RNA from Toxotes jaculatrix (banded archerfish), 3096 nucleotides. It is a transcript of the gene neil1, whose product is annotated as nei-like DNA glycosylase 1. Lineage: Eukaryota; Metazoa; Chordata; Actinopteri; Toxotidae. The record is from RefSeq and is a predicted model, not a curated record. The transcript is spliced from 9 exons. Gene Ontology annotation, cellular component: nucleus. The coding region runs from base 1763 to 3019 and encodes 418 amino acids. Gene Ontology annotation, biological process: base-excision repair. Gene Ontology annotation, molecular function: DNA N-glycosylase activity; nucleic acid binding; DNA-(apurinic or apyrimidinic site) endonuclease activity.
AAACACACGAGAAUGGGUCCAUUAUAAAUAACGAGCACGAAAAGCGUGGAGAUCUCGCGACAUUUUAAAUCAAGUGAAUGGCGUGCGAUGGUGUUACACAACUUGUUUGAUAACAAGCAUGUUGUGAAAGCUGUGUUGUUAGUGCUGUAUCCCGUCAUAGUAGCAGACCUGGCUAGAGUGUAGGAACAAGACAAUAUCUGUGGGUUAUGCAUUUGCACUUUCGGCUUGAUAAAUUUGCAAGUUUAUCAACAGCGAAGACUCUUUCCUGGCUCGGGUGAGUUGUGCGAACCGAUACCCUUGCAACUCCGUGAAAACGCCUGUUUUUAUCAGCGUGAAGUGCCUUCAGAUACACUUUCCCAUUGUUAUGGCAUGAGCAAUGUUGAAAGGUGGUGUUUUUUUUUCCAGACCGGAUGAAAUGGUUAAACAAAAAUACACCCACCACACGCAUGGUGUUUAUUUUAGGGUCCAAUGCAAGGCGUGCUAUUGCCGUCUGCGUAUGUGCAGUGUUGUAACCUCCGAGUGAUGCCAUACUCCUUGAGAGUAUGGCAUCGUUUUGUGUGGUUUAAGAAUGAGUCUGCGGAAUGUUUCGUGUUUUACUAUGCGAAAACUUUGUUUUUGUGUCUAAGUCUGGGCAGUGGUGCUUGAUGUUUUCAUGGCAGAAGCAUAGACUAUAAAUAAAAAGGGCCCAAACCAGGAUUUUGGAAAUACUGAGGUCACAAGUCCGACACACAUCCGGCCACUCUCUGGGACAAAAAAAUGAACACAAACCAAGAUAUUUUUUUUAAUAUAUUUAUAAACAGAUGGGUGAUACGAAAAAGAAAAAACAGAGUGGCUUAGUAAUUUGUUAGGCCCCCAUGUGCUGCCAGAACAGCUUCAGUUCACAUUAAUUUUAUAAGUCUCUGUUGGAAGGAUGGAACACCUUUAGUCCAUUAUUCCCUUAUUUGGUGUUUUGAUGAUGGUGGUGUGGAGCAUUGCACUUUGGUCUGGAAUCUCCCAUUGGUUGAGGUCUGGUGACUGCAAAGGCCACAGCAUAUGAUUCACAUCAUUUUCAUUAUCAUCAGACCAUUCUGUGGCCCACCAGGGCAGAAAUGUUUCAUUGUAGGAUGAAGGUGAUCACUCAGAACCACUUUGCAUUGACUCAAACCGUGCCAGACAACACUAGGCAGUUGAGCAGCCUUUGUGACUGAAGCUCCUUUAAAAUGUGCCCCAACAAUGAACCCUCUUUCAAAGUUACUUAGCCCUUUUCUCUUGCCAUGUUAAUACAAUCAUUUGGGCCUGCUCAGCUUUUAUACGCACCACAGAGAAUGAGUGGAUGUUGAUUGCUUAAUCAUACUAUGCAGUACACCUGCAUUUUUUUUUUUUUGAUUCACUUAUUCAGGUUUUUCCUUACAAGUUGCCUCAGACUCUUGGAGUCCAGUGUAUACUGUAUAUAUGUAAUAUUAUUAUUUGGAUUUUUCAUAUUUAAUUCAUUCAGUUAGUUCUUCAGGUACACCUUGUAUAAAGUAUAAUAUUUCUCAGCAGCAAGGUCUGAAUGCUGUUUCAAAGCCAUCUUCAUACUCCAAUGAAUAGAAAAUUGGAGGAAGCUUAUUUUGAGUUGAAUUUAAACAUAUUGUUUCUUAAUCUCAAAAGGUUGCUAAAAACAGAUGACUGGUCCUUAGUGUUCUUAAUGGCAGUUACGGCCAUGGAUGUGAUAUGUUGUGUCAUAAUUUCUGCUCAGACAGUUUCUCUGCAGCUGUAGCACAGACUCAUCUCUUCCAACAAAAUGCCUGAGGGACCCGAGCUCCACCUGGCCAGCCUUUACGUGAACAAAAUGUGCAAUGGUGUGGUGUUUACUGGACCGGUCAGAAAAUCUGAGGUCAGCAAGAGUCCUGAUGUGCCCUUCACCUGUGAGGCCUAUCGCAUCACAGCUGCUUCCAGAGGGAAGGAAGUGAAGCUCACGCUGACGCCCAUGAAGAGUGAUAGUUCUAAACAGAGAGUGAAGGCAGGAGAAGCAGACCAUCCUAUGGACAUUGUCUUUCGCUUUGGGAUGUCGGGCCAUUUCCGCCUCACCCCAGAGGAUGAGCUUCCCAAACAUGCCCAUUUGCGUUUUUAUUCCAAAGAGAAGCCCUGCAGAGUGCUGAGCUUUGUGGAUACACGCAGGUUUGGCAGCUGGCAGCCCAAUGGGACUUGGCAGCCUGACAGAGGGCCCUGCAUCAUGUUUGAGUACAAAAGCUUCAGGGAGAACGUCCUGUCGCACCUGUCUGAACGUGCCUUCGAUAGGCCCAUCUGUGAAGUUCUGCUCAAUCAGAAGUACUUCAAUGGUAUCGGGAACUAUCUGAGGGCUGAAAUCCUUUUCAGGUUGAACAUUCCACCCUUCGUGCCUGCCCGGACUACACUGGAAGGCCUUGUGUGGGAGGAUUUAUAUGAAACUAACAAGACUGUGAAAAAUGAGAUCACAGACACAAAGACCUCAGGCAGAGCUAAAAAGAAAGGGGUGAAAGGAGAGGCCGGUGACCUGCUCAGACUGUGUCAUACAGUGCCUCUGGAGGUGGUGAACCUAGGUGGAAAGGGCUAUGAUCCCAUGAAGGCAGACUACUCUGAAUUUGAGGCUUGGCUGCAGUGUUACUGUGUGGAUGGAAUGAAAUCUGUUCGGGACCACAACGGCAGAACUAUGUGGUUCAAAGGAGAUGCAGGCCCCAUGGUACCUAAAGAUUCAAAGUCACCCAAGGCAAAAAAGAGAGUAAAGAAACAAGAUGACCAUGAUUACACAGACAAGAAAAAGGCCAAGGGUCGAACUGAGAGCACAUUAAAGAAAAAGGUGGUCAAACAGGAAACUGUGACCAAAACACCAAAGAAAGAAAAGGAUGUCCGCCCAGCAGAAGCCAGAUCCAAGAGACGACAGACUGAAAAAGCCCAGGAAGUUAAAACCCCUCAGAAUGAAAAGAGAUCAGCUGCACGUAGACGGAAGAGCAGUAGUGCAGAGCCAACUGCAGGCCCACAGAGACGGAGCAGCAGAGUUACCAGACAGAACAGGAAAUAAGGCCUCUCUGUAUGAGACUGUUUUUAUAUUUUUAUAUGGUAAAAUAUUUUUUAAUAAAACACAUUUCUACAAACGUU